CUGAACAUCGAACACCCGAAAUACUUACUAAAUCUAACGAAAUUCAAAAGCUGAAAGUCAAACGUGAAAAAGAAUCAUACUAUAAUCCAGAGCUUUCUGAAAAAGCUCGAGAAGCUGGAAAUGAACUUUUCAAAAAAAAUGACUUUGCAGGCGCCGUGCAACAAUACACAGAAGCGAUUAAACGUAAUGAGAACGAUCCAAAAUCUUAUAGUAAUCGCGCUGCUUGUUAUACAAAACUAAUGGCAUUCCAAGAAGCAUUGAAAGACUGUGAGACUUGUAUUAGUCUUGAUCCUACCUUUGUUAAAGCCUAUAUUAGGAAGGCAGCGGUAGAGUUUUUAAAGAAAGAUUAUUCAAAAUGUUUAGAGACUUGUAAAACCGCGCUGAGCUAUGAUACGGAAAAAAAACAUACAUCAGAAAUUCAAGGGCAUAUGAGAAAAUGUCAAGAAGCAAUGUAUCAAAACAGUCCAGAAAGUGUAGAAGAGACAAUUCGCAAGGCUACUAGUGAUCCAGAAAUAAUGGCAUGUACACCAAUGAUGAAUUUGAUAAUUUUACAACAAGGCCAGGAGGAUCCAGGUGCCUUAAGAGAACAUCUUAAGAAUCCUACUGUGAAAGCAAAUAUCGAAAAAUUGAUGAACGCUGGCAUUUUGAGGACUUCUUAA
Racocetra persica is the source of this 659-nucleotide messenger RNA. The record is from the annotation of a GenBank genome assembly. Lineage: Eukaryota; Fungi; Glomeromycota; Glomeromycetes; Diversisporales; Gigasporaceae.